AUGUUCGUCAUAAACCCUUCUGUUAUACUUAACAGCGAUGGUCAAUUGACCGGCCAAGCUGACGAUGAAACCCCGCAACAAUCAUCGAAAACAAUGACAAGGCAAACUAAUAUUACUAAAAAAUACAACUGCUCGAAACAGAACAGAAAUAAAAAAAAGUCCUCGAAAAAAGUGGUCAAACUAGAUUCACUCCCGAAGACCAUAAACUCCAGACGCUCACAAAACACUCAUUCGAUGAGAGAAUCUGAGACUGUUUUUAAACUCAACGGUGUCGUCAGCACUUCUCACAUUUUAGAUUUCGACACGAUGUACCUACACCCCGGCGAUGUUAUCAUCGACAGUGACGACACGGAAGAUGAAGAUAACUCAAAAAAUACUGGCACAAUUCAAAGUCCACAUGAUUCCGAUGAGCUCAAACAUUAUUCAAAGCUUCUACGAGACUUGAAGAAAUUGGGAUCAAACAGACAACAGACUAAUAAAUCAAUGGUAAACAGACAAUUUGUUUCCAAACCGCGUAAGAUUAUCGAAGGAGACACUCCACAACGGCCAUAUCCUAAGAAUUUAUGUGGAUACGACAGACAUGAAUGUGGAACUGCUACUGAGAUUUUCGAUAUGAUUUUUCCGAAAAAAAACGACUCCAACCAUUGUUCAUUGACAAAUUUAAACUUGUCAGCUGUCGUUGAGCACUGUGAUAAACUUGUCAAAAAACGUCAAGCAGUAUUGGAAUCGUACACGGGCAUUACUGAAGAGAGCAGAAAUCGAAAAAAACGGCUGGAGAUAUUACUUAAUCUGCAAGAAAUUCUUUGGCUCAUCCACUUUGGGAAAUUCGACGACUCUCUGGAGAAGACCUUCCGUCUAAUGAUUCUGAAGUUCAACUGUCGAUUCGAUAAGGACAAACGAUUGAAACUGAUAAAAAAUAAUGAAUUGUCUUUGGUUUGGAACAGAUUUAUUGAAUUAGAAAAUUCCUCAAUUAUGUGUCAAAGAGAAACUGACUGGAAACUGAGACCAGUAUUCAUAGAUGGUCUGGCAUACCUUGGCAUGUUUUCCUCUUCAACCGAGUUCCCCUUACCUAAUAUGCAAACAAGAACUCUCCUCGAGAUUCUCUUACAUUUCAUUCUCGACGGCCAUAAGACUUCUGUAUACUUGCCAUCAUUUUACGAAAAUGCCCAUGACCAUGUUGAUGAUAUAGAUGCUUUCCAAUUCUUAAUCAACUCUAAACUUAUUCGGUUCGUGAACGAGCGAAACAGGAAAUUUGUGGCAAAGCAAGUUCUAGCAGAAGCGGAAAAGACUCACGGAAUAGUUGUAUCUCCUAUGGAAAACCUGGCAUGUCUUAAUUCCAUUCAUUGCUUUCCUAUAGUCAGGAAGUCAUCUUCAAAAAUUGACGAAUUCCUACUCGUCACAUGCUUCAAGGAAUCCAGUUCCAUAAAUGAAAAAUUCGAAUACGAGGUGGAUCGAACAACAACAAGCAUAUUUUCGAAAGCUGUCGGGUUGACUGGCAAUCCGCUUGAUUCAGACGUAGAUGACAAAAAGGAACAAGGCGAAGACCACACUUCUGCACGUUUUGAGGAAACUGUGCACGCAGAGAGUACAGAAAGUAAUUUAGUAUUAGAAAUGCCGGAGAGCUAUUCUCACUUAUUCGAAGAUUCCGAAAAAUCAGAUAUAAAUGAGUUAAAUAAAAAUGAAACUUCGAGCAUAUCUGACGAACUUGUGAACAACAAGUUUUCACACAGUCCUAUUGCCACCACGUCAAAUACGGAAACUGGACUAGACUCUGGUGUGGGAGUUGACAUUUCUGAUGAAGCCGUGGGUUUAGGAAGGAAUCGCGUUGGCCCGGAAACAGCAAUGCAAGUGACGCUUGGUGAUUCUGAAACCUAUCAAGACUUAGCUAGAAAAUGUCGAUUAUACUCAGCCACAGAGAAAGCGCGAGUUAAAACUUCUCCACAUCAACUCACACUCAAACGACAAGUAUUUCUGAUCUCCUCAUUCACUCAUCUCGCCAAGUUUAAUUUUGGACGUAGCAGCCAAAUCAAAGUUUUUCUUAGAUUAAUCGCACAGUUUACCCCCGAACUUUUGCCGCAUUUUCUGCAAAAGUCUGCAAUAUUUGAAGUUGGCACUGCGAUUGAAAAUUUGAAGAACGAACAAGAUUUGACUGUCUGGCCUAUUUUCUCAGUACUCGACUCAUGUUUGUAA
This is a messenger RNA of Caenorhabditis remanei, 2190 nucleotides long. RefSeq lists its product as uncharacterized. NCBI's taxonomy places the organism in Eukaryota, Metazoa, Nematoda, Chromadorea, Rhabditida, Rhabditidae. The record is from RefSeq and is a predicted model, not a curated record. The transcript has 11 exons. The coding region runs from base 1 to 2190 and encodes 729 amino acids.